AUUAUUAAGGCCGGUGUCCUGUGCAUCUGUUUGGACGUUGGGGGCGCGCAAUCAUUAAAAAUCAUGGCGGCGCCCAUGAUGACACUUGCCGGGAAAGUUUCUAUCGUGACAGGUGCUGGUUCUGGCAUAGGCUGGGCUACCAGCGUGCUGUUUGCCAAGCUCGGGUCGAAGCUAACCGUCACUGGGAGAAAUGCUGCGAACUUGGACAAGGUGGCAAUUGUAUGCCAGGACAAUGGAUCAGAGCCGCUGGUUGUUGUCGGAGAUUUGACUAAAGAGGAGGACAACCAGAAACUGAUCCGGAAGACACUGGAACACUUCGGCAAGUUGGACAUCUUGGUAAACUGCGCUGGCAUUAUAUCGCACGUAACCAUUGAAACGACGAGCAUGAAGGCCUAUGACACCAUGAUGAAUGCCAACAUCCGGUCAGUAUUUCAUCUGACAUCUCUGGCCGUUCCUCACUUGAUUGAAAGCAAAGGCAACAUUGUUAAUGUCUCUAGUGUCGGUGGACUGCGGGCGUUCCCAGGAGUGCUAACAUACUGUAUGUCUAAGAGCGCCCUGGACCAGUUCACCAGAGUGACUUCAUUAGAAUUGGCGCCCAAAGGAGUGCGUGUGAAUUCAAUUAAUCCUGGUGUGAUUGUAACCAACUUACAGAAAGCUUCCGGGAUUGACGAUGAAGCUUAUGCAGAGUUCUUAGAACGCUCGAAAACAGCUCACGCCCUCGGGCGACCCGGGCAGCCCGACGAAGCAGCCAAUGCCAUCGCCUUCCUUGCCUCUGAUGCUGCCACGUUUAUCACGGGGGCUACCCUACCGGUGGAUGGCGGACGGCACGCCACGUGCCCUCGAUAAACGAAGAGUUUUUCAAUCUAAAAGAAGAGUGAUUACAACUCUCAAUCGCCUGGUCUUCUAUUUUCACUCUUUGGAAUUUAGAGAUUGAGGACAAAAGAAAUUGCCCCUUGCAUUUUAUGUUUCAUAACCAGAAAUUGGGAUUUCUUGAAUGCUAAAGUUGUCCUGUAUUCCUGCAUUCUUGCCUGACAACGAUCCAUUAUUUCUUACUUGGGCACCCACUUCACAAUUUUUAAAACCCUCCUAUUGUUUGAUCAGUCACAGACAGUCAAAAAUUACUUCAACUUCCCCUGCCUCGCAUUUGUUUCCAGACUAGUCAAAACAGUCAGGUCACAUUCUCGUAGACGCUGUGACUAGUCAUAUUCCAUCAACAGACAAAGAAGGUAACUGGUAGGUACAGCUGGCAUAUCAAUCACCUC
Molecule: messenger RNA, 1262 nt
Organism: Patiria miniata (bat star)
Lineage: Eukaryota; Metazoa; Echinodermata; Asteroidea; Valvatida; Asterinidae
Product: 3-oxoacyl-[acyl-carrier-protein] reductase FabG-like
Exons: 9
Coding region: 64-846 (260 amino acids)
Molecular function (GO): oxidoreductase activity
Source: RefSeq, a predicted model, not a curated record